AAUAAAGCAGUUCGUGUCUAGCACUCUUCGAGUACGGUUCAGAACAGAAGUAAAUUAAAAAAAAAAUAACGGCAAUUAUUAGAAUUACAUUAACAAACAAAUACAGGUGUUUGAAAAAAAUUCAAGUUACAUUGAAUUCAAUUCGUAAAGGAUCGAUCGAUUUUGGAUUACACAAGGAGUGCGAAAUUUUCAGGCCAUAAAAGAAAAAUACUACUGCCAACAGACACACGCAGACAGGCAAAGUCCAACACAAAAUGAGAGCGAAACCAAAAUUAGAAUUCGAAAAGGAUGGAGGAUUUGUUAAAAUCGAAUCCUACGAUGAGAAUGAAGUCGAUCGCAUUGCCGAGUGUUAUGCGGGGCGUACGUUUUUCAUAACCGGUGGCACCGGUUUCAUGGGCAAGGUGUUGAUUGAAAAGCUCUUGAGGUCAUGUGGAGAUUUAAAGAAAAUUUAUCUUUUGAUUAGACCAAAGAAAGGCAAGGAGCCAAUCGAACGCAUCACACAGAUGUUGGAUAAUGUGCUAUUCGACAAACUAAAAGAACUGCGUAGCUUGGACUGGAUACUAACUAAACUUGAGGCCAUACCUGGCGAUGUGAUGCUACCGAAACUGGGCAUCUCGCAUGAGGAUGCCGAAAAGCUGCGCAACGAGGUUAGUGUGAUAAUGCACUGUGCCGCCACAGUAAGAUUUGAUGAACCUUUGCGUCGUGCCGUCUUAAUGAAUGUCCGUGGCACCAAAUAUAUGCUCGAACUGGCAACCACAUUUAAAAAGCUUGACGCAUUCUGUCAUGUCUCCACGGCCUAUUGCCAUUUGCAUGUCAAGACCCUUUACGAGAAACCGUAUGACCCGCCAGCCGAUCCCCAUUCCGUUUUGAGCGUCUGUGAGUGGUUGAGUGAUGACGAUAUCAAUGCUCUGCAAAAGAGGAUUUUGGGUGACAUACCGAACACCUAUGCCUACACCAAAUCCCUGGCCGAGGCAUUGGUGGCAGAGACGUUUGACAAGUUGCCGACCUGUAUCCUCCGACCAUCGAUUGUCAUACCCAUUUGGCGUGAACCGGUGCCCGGUUGGACGGACAACAUAAAUGGACCGACCGGUCUGCUAAUCGGAGCCGGUAAAGGUGUCAUCCGCACCAUGUAUUGUCAGGAGAGUGGUUAUGGUGAUUUCCUGCCCGUCGAUAUAGCGGUGAAUGCCAUGCUCGUUGCUACCUGGCGUUUCUUGACACCCGAAUAUGGCCUGAAAGAGAAUCGUGUAGCCCACAUGACCAGCUCGAAUGAAAUCAAGGUCACGUGGUCGGAAAUUAUUGAAAUUGGUCGUUGGGUUAUUGAAAAUCGUGUACCUCUGAAUGGUGUGGCAUGGUAUCCGGGUGGUUCGAUGAAAUCAAAUUACAUUCAUCAUUGGAUAUGUCUGAUCUUGUUCCAUUGGAUACCGGCAUUGUUGGUGGACUUCUUGUUGGUAUUGCUUCGCUAUCCGCCGGUUUUAAUACGGGUCCAAAAACGCAUUCAGAACGGUUUCUCCGUUUUCGAAUAUUAUGCCAAUAACGUUUGGAAUUUCGACAAUCAGGAGGCGAUAAAACUACGGCAGAUUAUGAACAAUCGAGAACGGAUGACGUAUUGUAUUGAAAAGAUGGAAGUCGAUUUGUAUGAAUAUUUCACCAAUUGUCUGCUGUGUGCUCGUCGUCUGAUACUCAAGGAGACCGAUGACACAAUUCCAGCUGCCAAGAGGCAUAUGAGAGUGAUGUGGUGGGUGGACAAGAUCUUCAAAUAUACCUGCUAUUUCGGUAUUUGCUAUUUUAUUUACCGGAAAUUUAUAGCUGACUUCCUUUUUGGUAGCUCCACAUAGUCCCAACUGAAUGGAAUUGAAAAAUAUAUUUCCCUGUUUAGUAUAUCUUUUUUUAUUAUCAUUUUCCCAAUGUGAAGAAGUAAUAAUAAAUUGUUUGUAAUAUAAGUUA
Messenger RNA from Musca domestica (house fly), 1944 nucleotides. Its product is annotated as putative fatty acyl-CoA reductase CG5065. Gene Ontology annotation, cellular component: peroxisome. The transcript is spliced from 7 exons. Bases 255 to 1835 code for a protein of 526 amino acids. The record is from RefSeq and is a predicted model, not a curated record. Gene Ontology annotation, molecular function: alcohol-forming very long-chain fatty acyl-CoA reductase (NADP+) activity. Lineage: Eukaryota; Metazoa; Arthropoda; Insecta; Diptera; Muscidae. Gene Ontology annotation, biological process: long-chain fatty-acyl-CoA metabolic process.